Messenger RNA from Phodopus roborovskii (desert hamster), 2648 nucleotides. RefSeq names its product INO80 complex subunit C (gene Ino80c). Gene Ontology annotation, biological process: chromatin remodeling. The transcript has 5 exons. The coding region runs from base 117 to 692 and encodes 191 amino acids. Gene Ontology annotation, cellular component: Ino80 complex. Lineage: Eukaryota; Metazoa; Chordata; Mammalia; Rodentia; Cricetidae. The record is from RefSeq and is a predicted model, not a curated record.
GGACACCGGUGGAGUCCCGGAGCAUCAACACGGAAGUAGCCUCCAGCCGGAAGUUCCAGGGCCCGUCCGAGGAGGGGUGGGGGCGGGGAGCCGCAGGCACACACACUGCGGGCAGGAUGGCGGCUCAAAUUCCAAUCGUGGCUGCCACUUCUACCCCCACCAUAGCCAGGACCAGCAAGAAGAGGCCAGCCAGCCCAUCUCACAACGGCAGCGGAGGGGGAUACGGCGCCAGUAAGAAGAAAAAGCUGUCCGCCUCCGGCUUUGCUCAGGGUGUCAGCAUUGAAGCUGUGAGUGAGAAUAAAAUGGCAUCCUCUGAGUUUAGUUCGGGGCCUGUGGAAAAAGCUGCCAAGCCAUUGCCAUUUAAGGAUCCUAACUUCGUGCACUCUGGCCACGGUGGUGCAGUAGCUGGCAAGAAGAAUAGAACCUGGAAGAACCUCAAACAGAUCCUCGCUGCCGAAAGGGCAUUGCCAUGGCAACUGAAUGAUCCUAACUACUUUAGUAUUGAUGCUCCUCCAUCCUUCAAGCCAGCUAAGAAGUAUUCCGAUGUUUCAGGUCUUCUCGCCAAUUACACAGACCCUCAGAGCAAGCUGCGGUUCAGCACCAUUGAAGAGUUCGCCUACAUUCGAAGGCUGCCAUCUGACGUGGUCACAGGCUACCUGGCCCUGAGGAAGGCCACGAGCAUCGUCCCCUGAGCCUGAGAAGUGGGAAUGAAGUGGGAAUGGCCUCAAAAAACAGAUUCUGCACGUGUGAUAUUGUUUCAUGGAAACAUACAUGUUCUGCUGUCGGUCUGAGAGUGGCAGCUCCGUGCCUUGGAAAGAAUGUCUGGCUUUACCAUGAUGGUCUUUCUGAUGUUUAUUUUCCUCCAAGUGUGGCAUUCCUCUUUUAAAUCAUACUUCAGUUGUUGCCUCAAGUAAACAUUGUUUGAUAAGAAAAUACAGAAUUUUAAAAUUAACUCAAGCAUGUCCCAGAAUUUUGUUUGCAAGUCGUGAACCCUCUUGCAAUAUUUUCAAAGAAUGUACAAUGAAGACACAGAUCUGGAUUGUCCUAGAGCCUGGCAAUUGUGCUGGCCCCUCCCCAGAUCAGAAUGGAUUGCCCUGGAGUCUAUUGAGCAUUCUGGUCCUUCCCUGAUAGAAUGAGUUGUCCUGGAACCUAGCAAGCCUGCUGGCCCCUCUCUGGAUCAGAAUGGAUUAUCCUGGAGUCUAGCACGCAUGCUGGCCCUUCCUUGGAUCAGAAUGGAUUGUCCUAGAGAGUCUGUUGAGCAUGUUGGCCUUUCCCUGGAUCCGAAGCUUCUAUCUGUCUAUUUUCUACUAUGCUGUCAGGAAGUUUUGAAACUACCCAUCAUGAUGGCAUGCCUGCUGAUGAUUCGUCUCUGCUACAUGGUGAAUUGAGGCAUUGGCCUCCAGGAUCCUAAGGAUAAAUUCAGCUCUUAAAAGGAAAAGCAAUUAGCAAGAUUGAAGAAACAUUUUGGAGGCUUAGCAGUUAAGACCACUUUUUGCUUUUGUAGGGGACCCAAAUCUGGUUCCUAACACUUAUGGUGACUCACAACUAUCUCUAACUCCAGUUCUAGGGCAUCUAAUACCCUCUUCUGACAUCUAAGGACACUGGAUGUACACAUGCAAACAAACUCUCAUUCAUACAAAGAAAAUAUAUUUUUUAAAUUGUAUUUUCUUCUUAAGACCACACUGAUAUCCAAGCUGCUCUGAUCUAAGUCCUUUUAAUGUGUGCUGCAUGUCUUCACUGUAAGAGAGGGUCCACAAGGACAACUUAGAAUGACUGGAGUGUUAGAGAUGCCCCUUGCGGAGCUGAGGUGUGGAAGACCGGGUCACUGUAGUUAAUUUUCCUGCAAUGAAAUGCCUGGCAAGAAGGACUACAUAUCCAUUCUGUGGGGAAGGCAUGACAGCUGGCCACACUGCAUCCAUGGUCAUGAAUCAGACAACAGACAAGACGGGAGGCUGGACUAUACCACCUCAGGGCCUGCUCUAGUGACCCACUUCCCCCAGAGAGGCUCUACCACCGUGGUACGACCGCAUCCUUCCAAAACUGUGCCGCCCACCAUACGUAUUUCACAUUCAAGUCACUAUACCAUGUCCCCCGGGUUAAAGCAUGCGUCCACCCAGCUGGAAGUGUGGGCCAGACUACUUCCCACCAGAUAACACUUUUCUGAACCCAUGCCUCUUAGGAAGAGGCAUCCCAUCAUCAAAUAACACAGGUGCCUAUGGAGAGGUCACAAAUGAUGUCUUCUUCAUGAAACAGUGUUAUUUCCAACAAUGUUCUCGUCUGAGAGAAUGUGUGAGCCUUAUUUGGAUCCUGGUUCAAACGAAAAGCUUACAAUAUUUCCAAGACAAUUACAAACUUGAUAGAUUUUGAUGUGUGACCGUAUGUAGAAAUAAGUAUGAAUACUUUUAAUCAGAAUGCUGGUAUCAUAAUGUUAAAGGAAAGGGUUCAUAUUUUAGAGAUGAAGGCUAAAACAUUAGUGAAUAGAGCAAUAUGAUGUCUGGGAUUUGUUUCAGGAUGGUGUGGAAGAGAGGAAGUAGUGUUGAAACAAGAUUGGCCUCAAGUCAACUAUUGUGUGCUAAGUACACGGAAGCUCGUUGCACCAUUCUCCUCUGUAUUAUUUUAAUUUCUCCACAAUAAACUUAACAAGGGGG